This is a messenger RNA of Protopterus annectens (West African lungfish), 2229 nucleotides long. RefSeq names its product rho guanine nucleotide exchange factor 3-like. The record is from RefSeq and is a predicted model, not a curated record. Gene Ontology annotation, molecular function: guanyl-nucleotide exchange factor activity. Bases 161 to 1660 code for a protein of 499 amino acids. Lineage: Eukaryota; Metazoa; Chordata; Ceratodontiformes; Protopteridae. Gene Ontology annotation, biological process: positive regulation of Rho protein signal transduction. The transcript is spliced from 10 exons.
CUACAGCUCCAAGAGCAUUGACAUAACAGCAGCGGCAGCCUCUAGGCUGUCACAGGGAGCAAGGGUCACACAGAGCCUAAUGCUAUGACAGCCCUAGCAAGCAAGCUGCUGCUGCUGCCAACGCUAGUGGAAAACAAGCAAAAAGGACUCUGGUCAUACCAUGGUGGCAAAGGAUUUCUUCUGUCUGCUUCAGCACAAUACAGAGCUAGCUGAUAAUCGAGACACUCAGCAUUCUGAGGAGCCCAGCAAUAAAAGGGUUAAGCCUGUUUCCAAGGUGACGGCCCUGGCCAGUUUGAUAACCCCCGGCAAAGUGACGUCCCUCAAACGCUUCAGUCAGUCCCUUCAGCGGUCAAUAAGCUUCAAGAAUGAAAACCGCUCAUUCAACUUUCCACAACGACAACGCUCAAAGAAUGGACCUACAAAACGAAGAAACAGCAAACUGUGGAGUGAGACCUUUGAUAAUAUUAGUGAGGAACUGUCUUCCAAGGAAAUCAAGAGACAGGAGGUGAUAUUUGAGUUAACACAAGGGGAACAGCUCCUCAUUGAAGAUUUACAGCUGGCCAAAAAGGCUUACUAUGAACCCAUGCUGAAACUGACCAUUAUGUCAGAGGAGGAACUGAACCAGAUAUUCGGUACCCUGGACUCUCUUAUUCCGCUUCAUGAAGAUCUCUUAAAUCGACUUCAGAAGGUGCGAAGAGAGGAUGGAACAGUCGAUGAAGUAGGCCCCACUCUUGUGGACUGGUUGCCCUCUCUUAACGCCUAUAACACUUACUGCUGCAAUCAAGUCACUGCAAAAGCCCUGCUGGAUUAUAAGAAGCAAGACCGGCGUGUAGAGGAGUUUCUCCAGCUGUGUCAGGAGUCUGCAUUUAGCCGAAAACUUGACCUCUGGAACUUCCUAGAUAUUCCUCGCAGUCGUCUGGUUAAAUAUCCCAUCCUCCUGAAGGAAAUACUAAAGAACACGGCUGUUGACCAUCCAGAUCAGCAACACUUGGAAGAAGCAAUCACACUGAUUCAGGGGAUUAUUGCUCACAUAAAUGUCAAGACUGGGGAGGCAGAGUGCCAGUAUUACAAAGAACGACUCUUUUACCUAGAUGAAACCCAGAAAGAUCCCCAUAUUGAAGAGUCCAAGAUUCUGUGUUGCCAUGGAGAGCUGAAGAACAACAAGGGGCAGAAGCUUCAUGUAUUUCUGUUUGAGGACAUCCUUGUAAUAACACGGCCAGUCACCCAAAAUGAUCAGCUGCACUACCAGAUGUACCGACAACCAAUCCCAGUUCGUGACCUGGUGCUAGAAGAUCUGCCAGAUGGGGAAGUGAGGCUGGGUGGCUCAAUUCGUGGUGCCUUUGCCACCAACAAUGAGCGUGCCAAAAAUUUCUUCCGUGUGAGUUUCAGAGACCGCUCCAAGGGUCAGUCACACACACUGCAGGCUAAUGACUCUUUCAACAAACAGCAGUGGGUCACUUGCAUCCGCAGCACCAUUAUCACCCUUCGAGAUCGGGACAAUCAGAUACGCAGUCACCCUAUUCACACUUUACAUGAUAUGGACUGCUCUCUUGUGGACAUUGCUGAUCUUAAACUUGACUCAGAUGAGAAGGCAUCAACUCCCAUGGACAUAGAUUACAGAGAGGGCAGGAACCUCCGGAAAAAGGUGGUCAAGUUUUAGUGCUUACUUUUUACAUUCUGACUUGUUGACUAACUGCCAAGAGUAUUUCCCUGGAGAGGCAUAUGCCUUGUCAAGCUCACGAUAAUUCUACACAAUUCAUCAGUGCACUGAAGAUAUUAUAUCAAGAAGACUGAAGAAGCAGGCACGGAGAAAAGAAAGAAGAAAUGCGUAUGUGACAAGCAUAGCUUCCCAAUGUUUGUUUCACAUAUUUCAGGGCAUUUUGGGAAAGCAUUGUUUGUAAAAAUAAACAAGAAAAUAGCAGAUGUGUCAAGAAUGUGACUAUAAGCCUAUCAAACUAUUUUUUUAAUUCAAAUGUGGCAUACUUCUCAAAAUGGGAAGUUGAAGAACUUUUAAGGACUAAUGACUGAGGUUUAAGGCCUCUUCAUUCAAGUGAUAAAACAUUCAUUGUUACAGUUUAUGGUGACUGUCAGAAGCCCUUUUGCACUGUUCAUUAAACCCUUUUUUAUGAAUGUUACCUGUCAUAAAUGUGUACACUGGUGAAAGAAGGUCAAAAUUUAUGUCAUGAAUUGUGUUAUUGCUGUCAUAUAAAGCAGGCUUGUGUGUCAUGA